GUAAAAACUAUUCAAAUGGAUCGCCUUUCUUCAACUACUACUAUCCCAGAUGCAUUUCAAGGGGCAAAAGAUGACAUUACCAUGCAGCUUGCAUUCAUUUGGAGUCAAAUCAAAGCACCAUUGAUUGUCCCAUUGCUAAGAAUAGCUGUAGUUCUGUGCUUAAUCAUGUCGGUGAUGAUGCUCAUUGAGAGGGUUUACAUGGGCGUUGUCAUUACUCUUGUGAAGUUAUUUGGCAGAAAGCCAGAGAAACGUUACAAAUGGGAGCCAAUGAAGGAUGACAUAGAGUUGGGGAACUCUUCUUACCCAAUGGUUCUGGUUCAGGUCCCUAUGUACAACGAAAGAGAGGUUUAUCAGCUGUCAAUUGGAGCUGCAUGUGGGCUUUCUUGGCCUUCAGAUAGGAUCAUCAUACAAAUUCUUGAUGACUCCACUGACACAACAAUCAAGGAGUUGGUGCAGCUUGAAUGUCAAAGAUGGGCAAGCAAAGGUGUUAACAUAAAGUAUGAGGUCAGGGACAAUAGGAAUGGAUACAAAGCAGGGGCUCUCAAAGAAGGCAUGAAACAUAGCUACGUGAAGCUAUGCGAUUACGUUGCUAUCUUUGAUGCUGAUUUUCAGCCAGAGCCUGAUUUCUUAUGGCGCACUGUCCCAUUCCUUGUGCACAAUCCUGAACUCGCCCUUAUUCAAGCUCGGUGGAAAUUCGUGAAUGCCGAUGAAUGUUUGAUGACCAGAAUGCAAGAGAUGUCACUGGAUUACCAUUUUACUGUGGAACAAGAAGUGGGGUCUUCCAUGUACGCCUUCUUUGGUUUCAAUGGGACUGCGGGAGUAUGGAGAAUUGCGGCGCUGGAUGAGGCUGGUGGGUGGAAGGAUAGGACCACAGUUGAAGAUAUGGACCUAGCUGUCCGAGCCAGUCUCAAAGGAUGGAAAUUCUUAUAUUUAUCCAACUUGAAGGUUAAAAAUGAAUUGCCAAGUACUUUCAAGGCAUACCGCUAUCAACAGCACCGUUGGUCUUGUGGUCCAGCCAAUCUUUUCAGGAAAAUGGUCAUGGAGAUUAUGAGAAACAAGAAAGUUUCAUUGUGGAAGAAGAUCCAUGUGAUUUACAGCUUCUUCUUUGUUCGGAAGGUCGUAGCACACAUCAAUACGUUUGUGUUUUAUUGCAUUAUAUUACCUGCAACUGUUUUGGUGCCUGAGGUUGCGGUCCCAAAGUGGGGAGCUGUCUAUAUUCCUUCUGUCAUUACCAUUCUUAAUGCAGUUGGAACUCCAAGGUCACUCCAUUUAAUAGUAUUCUGGAUUCUCUUUGAGAAUGGCAUGUCUCUUCAUCGAACAAAGGCCGCGAUUAUUGGUCUUCUUGAGGCUAGGAGGGUUAAUGAAUGGAUUGUCACUGAAAAACUUGGAGAUGCUCUCAAGGCUAAAGCUGGAGGCAAAGCACCCAAGAAGCCUCGAUUCAGAAUUGGAGACAGGAUUCACUUGUUGGAACUUGGUGUCGGAUUCUACCUAUUCUUUUGUGGCUGCUACGAUGUUAUGUUCGGGAAAAACCAUUUCUUCAUCUACCUCUUUGUCCAAGCCUUAGCUUUCUUCAUCAUGGCAUUUGGAUACGUUGGCACCUUUGUUCCCAAUUCCUAGAAGGACUUGGCAAUUUCAGUUUCUGUGCCUUCAAUAUCAACGCGUUGUAGUAAUAUAUGGUGUUUUCAGCAUAGUUCUGGCAAAUUACAGCUUCUUAGUAUAAAACAAAACAAGUGGUGGUCAUUCUUUAAGGUUUUUGCAUAAUCAGAGUCAGUGACAGUGACUCUAAAGAGUUAGUUUUCUUGUGAAUAUUCAGCAGGCAAUUACGGAAGUUCUUCUUAUGGAAGAGAAGUAUACAGAAUCGA
Messenger RNA from Gastrolobium bilobum, 1862 nucleotides. Its product is annotated as glucomannan 4-beta-mannosyltransferase 9. NCBI's taxonomy places the organism in Eukaryota, Viridiplantae, Streptophyta, Magnoliopsida, Fabales, Fabaceae. The transcript has 9 exons. Gene Ontology annotation, cellular component: Golgi apparatus. Gene Ontology annotation, molecular function: mannan synthase activity. The record is from RefSeq and is a predicted model, not a curated record. Bases 16 to 1617 code for a protein of 533 amino acids.